Molecule: messenger RNA, 2204 nt
Organism: Vespa mandarinia (Asian giant hornet)
Lineage: Eukaryota; Metazoa; Arthropoda; Insecta; Hymenoptera; Vespidae
Biological process (GO): protein modification by small protein removal
Molecular function (GO): peptidase activity
Source: RefSeq, a predicted model, not a curated record
UGCAUUUGCUAGCACAUCAGUAGCCAUCUAGCGAGAGCCGGAAAUCGUAGGCCCCAACUCGUUCAACUCUCAUUAUCGUUUAUAUUUUCCUACACUUUUGUUGACCUUCCUUUUGCCAUUUUAUCGUUUUGCAUCUAUACGCGUAAGAUUCUGUAUAAGGAAAAAUCGUUCGUUCGAUAAUUAUAUAUCUACCCUCGAGGUGGCUUCGAGGGAUCGAUAGAAUCCACCUGUUAACGGAUCGCCGAUCGAUUCGAAAACGGAAAGGUCACCGGCGAAAUGGAUAACACAGAGGAUGUGAGGACAACGGUAGAAUUGUAUAUUUACGAUCUGACGAAAGGCAUGGCAGCUAUGAUGUCUCGCAUGUUGAUAGGCAGACAUUUGGAGGGAAUAUGGCAUACGGGGAUCGUUGCCUAUGGCAGAGAAUACUUCUUUGGUCCCGCUGGUAUACAAAGUGUCAGGCCGGGUGGUACGUACUUGCGCGAUCCGCAAAAAGUCGAAAAGAUCGGUGAAACCUAUCUACCUUAUUCGGUCUUCCUUGAGUACAUAAACGGCCUGGGAACAUCCACGUUCGCGCCGGGCACGUACAAUCUCUUUAGGCACAACUGCAACACUUUCACGGAAGAAGUGAGCAAUUUUCUGGCGGGAAACGGUAUUCCCAAAUAUAUACUCGAUCUUCCAGAAGAGAUAUUACAAACGCCAGUCGGACAAGCGCUAGGACCUUUGAUAGAAAGCUUAAGUAGCAACGCAAACGCGGGUUUCACGGUAGGGCAAAGAUUCGUAGAAGCGAGAAUCGAAAGAGAGGCUUCGCCGGAAUAUCAACUUUUGAACACGGCAAUCGAGGAGGCAAGAUUGAAUUCGAUCGCGUUAGAGGAAAGGAGAAACGUGAUAAACGAAAAGCUCGCUAAGAAGGAUAGAAAGAAGAAAAAGAAAAAGAAGGAGAAGAAGGAAAAGGGAAGCAAAGACGGUACAGGAAGCGAUAGUAAUAGUACAGGGACAAGCUAUUACACGGACAUGGCAGAAAGCGAGGGUGCAGUGAGCGAGAUGCAAGCCGCGAAUGGUGCCACGAUGGAGAUGUUGCCGUCCGAUAGGGUCUUGCAAAUGGAGGAGGAAGAGAAACGGGAAGAGGAAGAGAAGAAACGGCAACGCGAUCCUCCUAUAGUAUUUAAAGACACCGUCGACGUGAAGGCGGAAUAUGAGGGGUUGGUCAACUGUCUAGAAGGGAAAUUGAACGACGAUGAGAGAACGUGCUUGAAAGAACUUCGACAGUAUGUUCUAGAGAACGAGGGCUCUUGGGCUUUGGGAGAUUAUUUUUUAAAUUUUGUGGGACGCAUACUUUACGACAAGUCGUUAGUAACCGAGGCAAGGGUGAAACUCCUUGGUGUACUUUCCGUUGCCGCUUUGAAGGACGACGUGAUACUUCUCCUGCAUCAGGAUAGAAGGGAACACAUUCUCAUGAAUUAUGCCUUCGAUAUAGAUCGUCAUCCUCCAGAAGAGCAAUUACCGCUCGCCGAAUUUUUGGCGAACAUGUUCGAGAAUUUGAGCAGUUCCGAGUGGUUACUUUACAUAUCCGAAUGGCAACAUCAGAACCAGAAUAUCAGCAACAUAAGGGUGACGACGAAGGUGGCAGUCCACUCCUUGCUAUCCAAUUCGUUCGAGUUGCAAACCCGUGGUGCGGCCAUCAUCCAUAACUUAGCCUGCAAGGAGGUAAAAACUGUGAAAAUGAACAAAAGCAAAAAUCUACGGAGACUUUUACCAAAAGGCAGCAUUUCUAAGGUAUUCGACGACGUCGCCGUUGAACUGACGAUGGCUUUGCUACAAUAUUUCAAUGGGAGUCCAGCCGAGGAACAACUUUACGCGUGCAUGAAGUCACUGGCGCGUUUCACGCAAAUCAGCGGACAGGAUGUACCGCAGCUGAUACAGAUGAUCGGACCAGAGCCAAAUAAAUUUCGUGGAACUUCCGAGAGAAUCGACAAACUGAUCGAUCAAGUCAAUAAGAAGUUACGUUGAGGUAUAAAUUUCGUUUUGUUCGGGGUCUAAAUCUUUAUAUUCCAAAUAGGAUGGAGCAUACGAGUGUUGUUGACUGACAGCUAAAUAAUAGGAGGAAUUUUUACAUAGAGAUUUUAUUUCAAGCAUCUAUGUGCUUUUGUAAUAAUUAUCUAUUGUUGUUAUUAUUAUUAUUAUUAUUAUUAUUAUUAUUAUUAUUA